Seriola aureovittata is the source of this 1602-nucleotide messenger RNA. Its product is annotated as trypsin-3-like. The record is from RefSeq and is a predicted model, not a curated record. The transcript has 4 exons. Lineage: Eukaryota; Metazoa; Chordata; Actinopteri; Carangiformes; Carangidae. Gene Ontology annotation, biological process: proteolysis. Gene Ontology annotation, molecular function: serine-type endopeptidase activity. The coding region runs from base 684 to 1409 and encodes 241 amino acids.
UUCUGUGGAUUAGGAAGAAACAGAAUAGUGACACCUGCAAAUUGUGAACUGCUAUCAGGCAUAACCACAGCUGAAGUACGCUACUGUAUUUCUGGACAAAUAAACACGCUAUAGGAGAUGCAACAUCUGUUUUAUGACUGAGUCUAAAACUGACAGUAAAGAUGUUUUUGGUGUUAAGUUCCACAGUGUGUGUGUGUGUGUGUGUGUGUGUGUGUAUAUAUAUGUAUCGUCACUGAAAUUACAUAAUUGCUGGUUGCAUAACUAUCAGUUGAACACUUAAAUCAGAAAUUCCCUUAAGUGACCUGGUGGUUUUUAUCGCAAGGUCUUGCUGUUGCUUUCAGCCAUAUGGCUCCUUCCCAGAACAGUUUUGCCUUUUACUUUCCUGACCUUGAGAAAGUUGGGAAUGUAAAAUGCCAGACAGGUGUAUAAAAGGAGUUUCAGUGUGGGCUUUCUCUUACAUUCAACGACCAUGAAGGCCCUGGUAUUCCUUGCUCUGCUUGGAGCAGCGUGUAAGAGACUAACAAAUUUUAUUCUUCUUUUCUGUUUUUGAAAUAUAAAUGUGGUAAAUUUAUUCUAAUGCACUUGUUUCAUUACUAUAAAAGUUUAUUCAAGUUCCACUCUGUUAUAUUUUCUGGAGAUUUUUUUGUUUUUGUUUUUUUGAGUGUUCCUAGGGGUUUUUCCACAUGUCAUAUUAUACAUUUUUUGCUGUUUCAGUUGCUGCAGCUGAGGAUGAUAAGAUUGUUGGAGGGUAUGAGUGUCCCAAACACUCUGUCCAAUACCAGGUGUCUCUGAACGCUGGAUACCACUUCUGUGGUGGAUCCCUCAUCUCCAGCCAGUGGGUGGUGUCCGCUGCUCACUGCUACAAGUCUCGUAUCCAGGUCCGUCUUGGUGAGCACAACAUCGCUGUGAAUGAGGGCACCGAGCAGUGGAUUGAUGGCGCCAAGAUGAUCAAGCACCCACAGUACAACAGCUACAACCUGGACAACGACAUCAUGCUGAUCAAACUGAGCCGCCCCGCCACCCUCAACAGCUACGUCCAGACUGUGGCCCUGCCCACUCGCUGCCCCGUGGCCGACGAAAACUGCCUGGUGUCCGGGUGGGGAAACAUGUCCGCCAACGGCAGCAACUUCCCCGACAGGCUGCAGUGCCUGAGGCAGCCCAUCAUCGAUGACAGGAUCUGCAGGAACGCCUACCCCCACCUCUUCACCCAGAACAUGGUUUGCUCCGGAUUCAUGCAAGGAGGCGCCAGCAGCUGCCAAGGAGACUCCGGUGGUCCUCUGGUGUGUAAUAGUCAGCUGCAGGGAGUCGUGUCCUGGGGGUAUGACUGUGCCAUGCAGGGACACCCCAGUGUCUACGCCCGUGUGUGCCGCUACAACAGCUGGAUCAGCACUGUUAUGCGAAACAACUAAAGACACACAGUCACCCAUACAUCCACAUGCAAGCUAACACUACAACACCAUAUUCAGUAUUCAGACUCAGUUUAAUCAGAACACCUUCUGUAUUAUCAUGUCAUUCAUAUACAUCUCAUAAAUAAAAUGUUUGAGCAUAAUAUUCUGUAACCAACACUGAAGACAAAGAAUUGAAUAAAUUAAUAAAAAUAUA